Symbiodinium sp. CCMP2592 is the source of this 1578-nucleotide messenger RNA. Lineage: Eukaryota; Dinophyceae; Suessiales; Symbiodiniaceae. The record is from the annotation of a GenBank genome assembly.
AUGGCGGGUCAGCCUAACUCAGACGCUUUGCUUGGGCCAUCCGAAUUUCAUGCGGCCUUGGUCGCUGCCGAGAGGCCGCUUGUUCUGGAUGCUCAGUCUCUUCUCAUCAAGGACUUGUCUUGGCACAUAAAGGUGGGCGAGGCGUCUCGAAAGACUCCUCUUCUCCCCUGGGAGACGGGUCCCCUUUCUUGGAUCUUUGGUAGGCCACUCAAGAGGCCGCGUCUGGAGCUACCUCGGGACCUGUCCCCCGAUUCAGGAUCUGCUGUUGAUGCGGGGGUGCCUCUGGUGCAUCCACAGCCGGUGCCCAACUUUGCAAGGGAGCGUCUUAGGAUUGCAGCUCUCCUGGCUACAGACGACAGUUCUCGCUGGGAAGCUCUGAGGAAGUUCAGGACGCUGGUUUUGCUUGACCCGGCGCUGUCUCAGGUGGGGCAGUCACUUGCGGCUGAGGCUUUGAUUCUGCGAGACGGCGAUCAGAUGAGGCGAACUUUCUUGGAUGUCUUCCAUGGCAAGAGUACAGCUACCUUAGUGAAGAGAGCCUCGUCGCUUUGGAGGUUUGCCAACUUUUGUUUUGACAAUGGUCUGGGAAAUCCGCUCGGGGCUGGCGAGAAGGUUCUGUACCGAUACAUGUCGCACCUCGAGGAACAUGGCAAGCCGACAUCCGCCUCGGCUUUCCUUCAGGCCUGGAACUUCGCUGUCCACACUUUGAAGCUCUGUAGCCCGGACGCUUUGGGGGCCUUGUCUGCUAGAGUGAAGGGUGCUGCGCAGCGCAUGUACUCCUUGAAGAGGAAGCUUGUUCAGGCAGUACCUUUGACAGUGAAGCAGGUGAAAGGCCUGGAGUACGUGGUCCUGAAGUCCCCGUACCCCCAUUGGCGAAUCAUUGCGGGUCACCUCUUGAUGUGCAUAGGGUCUAGCUGCCGAUUCGCCGAUUCCUUGCAGCUGACCAGCCUCAAGGUCAGCACUGCUCAGGGUGUUACCCUGGUUGAGGCAGAGAGCUCGAAGUGGAAGACGGCUUCGAGGAAGGACCAGCUCCUUCCUUUGGCCUCCUUGGGAAAGUUCUUCGCUGAGGAGUCGUGGGGAGAAGUUUGGGCUAAGGAGCGCGAGGCUGCUGGUCUUGGCCUCGGCCCGGUGACUGGUGAGUGGCUUAACCGUCCUAUGUCCACGGGGGAGGUAGUUCAUCUCGUGGUGGAAAAGAUCAGGAAAGGAGCCUUCAAGCCGGAUGCCUCGAAGGUCUGGCGCCUCGCGAAGCUGAUUGAGUCUGGUGGCACGGAGCUGCUUAUUGAACAGACUGUGCAAGGCGAUCCCUCUAUGGAGGAGUCCGAUGACGAGGAAGGCGACUUCGGCGACGGGGACAUGGCCGCUGGAGGAGCGUGCGCCUCGAUGGAGCGAUUGAGUGCAGCUGAGCUGGACAUUGCUAAAGAUAGUCGGAUGCAUGUCUACUCGAGGGUGGUGCACAUCCUGAAAGGAUCCAAGUUCCUAUGUGGGAGGAACCUCUCUCCAAACUAUGAGGCCAUCGAUCCGGAUGUUCCCCUCCGAGACUUGCCGGUAUGCGCUCAGUGCUCGCAGAAGUACCAGCAGUGA